Messenger RNA from Salvia miltiorrhiza (redroot sage), 1858 nucleotides. Its product is annotated as organic cation/carnitine transporter 7-like. Gene Ontology annotation, biological process: transmembrane transport. Gene Ontology annotation, molecular function: transmembrane transporter activity. NCBI's taxonomy places the organism in Eukaryota, Viridiplantae, Streptophyta, Magnoliopsida, Lamiales, Lamiaceae. Bases 247 to 1692 code for a protein of 481 amino acids. The record is from RefSeq and is a predicted model, not a curated record. The transcript has 7 exons. Gene Ontology annotation, cellular component: membrane.
AUUUGUCAUGCAAAUUGAAAUAGCGGAUUCGAAAUGGGCAAAUUGAAUAGUAGAGUCUGUAGAGCCGAUAUAUAUAUAGAUGAGUGAUGAAAAUUGUUGGUAACCGCGGGACCAGUGGAGGAUUAGGUAACCUCAUGAAACGUGCUUCAGCUACCCUUCCAUCGUCAACGGCCCCUUCUUCCAAGUGUAUACUGGAUUUGAGAUCAAAGCACACGCUACGGCUACAUUGACAGUGCACCAACAACGAUGGGAGAUUCUGACCACGUGUACUCUCUGGACGAAGCACUUGCUAUGGUUGGCUUUGGUAAAUACCAAGGUCUGAUGCUAGCUUAUGGGGGACUUGGUUAUAUCGCUGAUGCAAUGGAGAUUAUGAUUCUCUCAUUUAUUGGAACAGCAGUUGAAUCUGAGUGGCAUCUGUCUCCUGGUGAGCAGAGCUUGAUAUCAACUGUGGUCUUUGCAGGGAUGUUGGUUGGAUCAUAUUUUUGUGGUGUCAUAUCAGAUGCUUAUGGACGAAAGACGGGAAUCCUUGGUCUUGCCACUAUUACAUCUGUUGCUGGGCUAUUAAGUGCUUUUUCACCAAAUUAUGUGACAUUACUCACACUUCGUUGCAUGGCUGGAGUCGGUCUUGGGGGUAUGCAUACCUUCACCACAUGGUUUUUGGAAUUCAUCCCAGUACCAAACAGAGGUGUCUGGAUGAUUGUCUUUUCAAGUUUCUGGACAAUUGGAACAAUAUUCGAGGCUGGCCUUGCAUGGACUGUCAUGCCUAAUUUUGGCUGGAGGUGGUUACUCGCAAUAUCUUCUGUACCUUGCUUCAUCGUACUUCUAUUGUACAGUUUGGUACCAGAAUCUCCAAGGUAUUUAUGCAUGAAAGGAAAAUUCAAAGAGGCUCAUCAUAUUCUGGAAAAGGCAGCACACUUUAAUGGGACAACGCUCCAAAAGGGUACACUUGUUCUUGAUCACAUCAAGGAUGAUAAUGAGUUUGCAGCACCAGAAGAUGCCCCUUUACUGUGCCCAAGAGUGGAUGAAGCAGACAACUACAAAGGCAGUCCUUCUCCCUCAUCAUUUUCUCUACUUUUUUCUCCAAAAUUAUUUAGAACUACUUUUGCUCUAUGGUUUCUGUAUUUUGGGAAUACUUUCUCAUACUAUGGAGUUAUACUGCUGACAUCUGAACUGAGCAGUGGUGGAAGUAAGUGUACCCUAACCACGUUGCAUUCAGAGCAAAGCCAAAACUCAAGCCUUUAUCUCGAUGUUUUUGUUACCAGUUUGGCAGAGGUUCCCGGCCUGAUCGUAGCAGCCUUCAUUGUGGACAGAGUUGGUCGCAAGCUUUGCAUGAUAAUCAUGUUCGUGGUAGCUUCAGUUCUACUUAUUCCGCUAUUAACUCAACAGAAUGAGGCUACUACCACAGCUCUGUUGUUUGGAACUCGCGCAUUAGUUUCCGCAACAUUCAUAGUUGCCUGUAUUUACGCCCCAGAGGUAUAUCCGACUAGCAUAAGGGGAACUGCUGUUGGACUAACAACUGCUAUUGGGAGAAUUGGAGGCAUGAUAUGCCCUCUCGUAGCAGUAGCGCUGGUUGCUAAUUGUCAGCAGACGUAUGCAGUGAUUCUUUUCCAGGUAGUGAUUCUUGGCUGUGCUCUCAGCGUCGUGCUCUCCCCGUUCGAGACCAAGGGGAAGAACCUGGUCGACGUUCUUUAGAUUGCUUAGAUCAUAUAUGUUCAUGUGAUAAUUGUUACACAUUUUAGUUAAAGGUCUUGUAGUUCAUUCUGCAGCAUGCGUAAGUAAAUAAAACUGCUGAGCUUUAUUUAUACUUAUGGCUAGCUCUUGUAGUUAUUUUUGGAAAAAAAUCCAUCAUUACCAUUUA